Molecule: messenger RNA, 1731 nt
Organism: Hypoxylon fragiforme
Lineage: Eukaryota; Fungi; Ascomycota; Sordariomycetes; Xylariales; Hypoxylaceae
Exons: 2
Coding region: 237-1334 (365 amino acids)
Biological process (GO): regulation of transcription by RNA polymerase II
Cellular component (GO): nucleus
Molecular function (GO): DNA-binding transcription factor activity, RNA polymerase II-specific; RNA polymerase II cis-regulatory region sequence-specific DNA binding
Source: RefSeq, a predicted model, not a curated record
AUCUUCAUCUUCAUCUUCAUCUUUUAAUACUCUUUCCAUCUUCAAAUCCCAAUAUAUUCUUCACCUUAAUCUAAGCAUCGCGACACAAGAUCAACAUUGGAUGGACACAAUUAAAUACCCUUUCCACCAAACGUCAUACCGUCUCUCCUUGUUCGAUAUUCUUCGCGUUUUUGUGCCUUGGUUGCGACCUUCGACUUUCAACCACCUACCAUCCCUACCUAAGGUACGAACCAAAAAUGGUUCUACUAUCGGAUUCUUCGUCGAUAAGCUCCUUGUCGUCUGACUCGCCUGAAGCUGAUAAUGAUUUCGACGAUACCAUUGUCGACGAGCCAGCACCACCCCCCUCAAAGCGACAGAAGCUAGGCGACAUAUCCAGAGCCUCAUCUGCCGUCCAUGUUGAACCUGAGCCAGAGCAAGAGUCGGAUCGCGACCUGGACGGUGACAUCUCGUCGGACACUUCAGGCGAAAUCCCAAAUUCUCCAAUCAAUGCUAAGCUCGAUGAGGAUGAAUUUCAGGAGCAAGUCACGGUGUGUGCUUGGGAUGGUUGCCGAGCAGGUGACCUGGGAAAUAUGGACAGGCUGGUCGACCACAUACACAACGAUCACAUCGAGAGUCGCCAAAAGAAAUACACUUGCGAGUGGAAUGGCUGUUCCAGGAAGAGCAUGCCACACGCCAGCGGGUAUGCCCUGAAGGCGCACAUGCGCAGCCAUACGCGAGAGAAGCCGUUUUAUUGUUACCUUCCAGAAUGCGAUCGCGCUUUCACUAGAUCCGAUGCACUGGCGAAGCACAUGCGAACUGUCCAUGAAACCGAAGCAUUACGACCCUCUGACCCAGUACCCAAGUCUAUGCAGACACAGUCCGGCCCGAAGUCUGGAAAAUUAAAGAUUAUUAUUAAGACACCUCAAUCUCACGCUGCCGGCCAGGACGACGCUGUGGAUGACGGUGAUACUGCUUCGGACAUGGCUGAUUUCUUCACGCAACUGACAGAACAUCAGGGCUUUUCCCCCCAGGAGUUAAAUAUGAGCAUCAAGUCACUAUACAGACUUUGUGUUGGAGAACUCAAGUGGACAAAGAAGGACCGCGAUUCAUUAAAGCGACGGUGCAAGGAAAUGGAGGAGGCAUAUCGGCAGGAAUGGCUGGAGAAGGAGACGCUGUUAGACCAAGUCAUCCAGAUCGAAGAUGGCUGGUGGCAACGACGCGAACUGGUUCUCGAAGCUGAAGCCAAGGCUCAACUUUCCAAGAAGGAUGAAGCUCAAGCAUCGACAGAAGAUAACCAGGCCCAUGUCAACGGGUCGCAGGCUACGGCGGCUAGUGUCAGCCAACUCACAGAUUAAAUAUAUCUGAUAAGACUUGCAAUGGUAUAAUGAAAUGCCACAACGCUGAUUUAUACGAGAUCCUGGAUGUAGGAGGCGUUUGAGGAGUCAUGGGUGAUAUUUUGUGCGUUAUAUCAAAUGUUAGGUUGGGAAGGUUCCAGGCUAUUUGUGGUCUUUAUGAGUGAUAUCAAAGUAAAGACACCUAGCGAUAAUGGAUGGUAUCUCAGCAUUUCGACAACUGGCCGGAUUCAGAUUUGCUUUGACUGGAAACAUGCAGGAUCACUUAUGUCUAGAAGCGAACUGGCUGUAAAUAACAAUGAGCUGACUUCCAUAUAAUGUUAACUUAGGAUGUGCUUAUAUAGUAGUACUACUUAAGAGAUGGGACAUCAACAUUAAAAUGAAAGGCGAGCUUCACGUU